GCCAAAUCCAAUUCCUCCCUUGACUUCACUUGCGACUUCAAUCCUCCGAUCUCCACCCCGACUGGCUCUGCUAUGCCGUGGAUGCAUCCCUCCUGACUCCCCUCCCCCCCACGCCCGCAAUUCCUCGUUCCUCCAUCCGAAUGACCUCCACCACCCUGAUGCCUGUCCGUGUCUCCUUGCGACGAGAUCCCAGCGGCCAUUCCCCCGACCAGCUGGACCCGGAGCCUCCUGCGAAGAGGCCUCGCCUCCAGCACCUCUCGUCACGUCGUCGCAAAAGCUCCCCGGACCUGCUGGACACCACCACCACCGAGAACUCGUCGUCUGCCGCCUCGCCCUACAAGCUUUCGCCCCAUCCCCUGCGCCGGCGGACCUCGACGCGCCGCCCGCUGGCCAACAAUCCGACGGCCUCCCCGGUCACUCCCCGACCAACCGACCGUCGCAUCCUCCGCAAUGAGUCCCACCCCACCAUAGCCCCCGCGUCGCUUUAUCUGCGUGGCGGUCGCGAAUCGCCCGAUCCCUUAGACACCAUUUCCCCGGCUGCAACCAUCAAGUCCUCCGUCUCGCGGAGGUUGUCUCCCGCGGGACGACCCUCCGCCGCCGCCGCCGCUGCUCCAUCCUCCUCCGCCCGUCGCCCGCGCCGCUCAGCUCCGGCCCCCAACCCCGACCCGGAGCCAGCGGUCACUCCUGUCCAGCACGAAGCAGGCGCAUUGUCGUCGAAUCCGGCUCAAUCCUCCCAGGAUGCGACCGCACAGCAGACCAGUCCGACGACGGAACAGCCCUCUACCUCGCGCGAGCAACGGCGCUCCCUCCGCUCCCAUGAUGGCGGUUCCCGCGCACGCAGCGAGCUGGCACAAUACUUCCCCAACUACGAGGAACUCAUCAGCUUUGAGACUCCCAAGCCCGAAUUCCUCGCCGGAAGCACCACCAUCAAAAUCAUCGAUGACCUCUCCGAACCACUCAUACCAUUCUCCUCCGACACAGACACCGAUACCCCCUUCGGAAACCCCCUUCUAAACCUACACAACUGCGAAACAAUCAAACUUUCCGAUCCCCUACCUCCCUCCCAUUCUAAUACCGCCGAAUCUUCAUCCACUUCCCCCGACCCUCUCAGCGAAGAAACCUACUUCCGUCCGCACCGGCGAAACGAGCGUCAAGAAAAGCAACUGCGCAACAUUGAGCGCGACCACAAUCAGUACGAAAAACAAAAGCUGGACCGUCUCCUCGACGACCUUCAAGGCCAUGACUGGCUCCGAACCAUGGGCAUCACCGGGCACAUCAACGACCAAGAGCGCAAACACUACGAGACCAAACGCGCCCACUUCAUCCAGGAGAUCUCGGCUGUGCUCCAGAAAUUCAAAAUCUGGAAAGAAGAAGAAAAGCGCCGCAAGCUAGAAAAGGACAAUAAGCUCAUUGAGGAGGAAAACAACAAAGACCACACCCCGGAGACCACCACCAACGACGAGGAAGACGACGGCGAUAGCAACAAUAACAAUAACGGCACCACCGCUGUCUCCGAUGUCCAAAGCUACGGCGGUGACCCUCCCGACCCAAACGAUGUAGACGCCUGGGCAGCACGACAACUACAUCAGGAAGCGCGAUCAGCUACCACCACCUCAUCAAACGCCACCCCCACAACAGGCAAGAAAUCAAAACCCUCUUCCACGUCCAAGAAAUCCUCCAAUUCCAACACCAUGCCUCCACCCCCCGCACCAAUCCCCCACCUCCUCCCCCUCCCCCUCGAACCCGAUAAACCCUUCACAUCCUUCUUCUCAAAACCGCAUCUCCGCGAACUAGCCCUCUCCGCCACAAACCGCAAAGGCCGAACCCGUCUCGCCUUCGGCCACCCGAUCCCCGAAAUGGACGAACGAGAAUUCGAGCUCCCCGCUGAGAUACUCACCCCGGAAGCCAUCGAUUCGUGUCGACGAAAGAGACGCCGAAUGAAGCGGGCCAGUGGUCGUGGCGAGACGGAGACGGGGUAGGAUACAUGCAUAUAUUGGAUGGGUUUAGGUCGUGCAUGGAACUGGAGUUGUAAAGGAAGGGGUGGGGAGCUGGCUGUAUUGUAUUCUUCUCUUUACCCUCCCUCUCUCUUUUCUUUGUUCCCUUCUUCUUUCCUCUUCUUCUAUUGUAUUAGGUCUAGCGCGGGGAAGAGGGUGUUUAUAAACUAUUAUACCAUUUUAUCUUUACUUUUUUUUAUUACUCUUCUUUUCUUUGUGGGGUCGUUUAUGCAUACUUCUUAGAUGGUGUUUUAGUAUCUCUGUUUUAGCUGGAUGGAUGGGUGGAUGGAUGGAUGGACAGGACAGGACAGGACUGGUAUUUUCUUAGGGGUUCUUUCGUCGGUAUGGUCUGAAGUUUACGUGUAUCAACAGUGUAUAGAUUUUUCCACCUCAGCUUAUUGGGGUUGGACUUGGGUAUGACCGAUG
Messenger RNA from Aspergillus sclerotioniger CBS 115572, 2420 nucleotides. Its product is annotated as acetyltransferase SAS4-like domain-containing protein. Gene Ontology annotation, molecular function: histone acetyltransferase activity. The transcript is spliced from 2 exons. The record is from RefSeq and is a predicted model, not a curated record. The coding region runs from base 141 to 1979 and encodes 612 amino acids. NCBI's taxonomy places the organism in Eukaryota, Fungi, Ascomycota, Eurotiomycetes, Eurotiales, Aspergillaceae. Gene Ontology annotation, cellular component: SAS acetyltransferase complex.